This is a messenger RNA of Nicotiana attenuata, 241 nucleotides long. Its product is annotated as bidirectional sugar transporter SWEET1a-like. Gene Ontology annotation, biological process: carbohydrate transport. Gene Ontology annotation, molecular function: sugar transmembrane transporter activity. NCBI's taxonomy places the organism in Eukaryota, Viridiplantae, Streptophyta, Magnoliopsida, Solanales, Solanaceae. Gene Ontology annotation, cellular component: membrane. The record is from RefSeq and is a predicted model, not a curated record.
UGCUUCUGGUUUUAGGUUGUUUCCACCUUUUGUGCUCGAGAGGAAAUUAAGCUUCUCUGCCAUGGGAGUAAUCCAUGCUCUCCACACCGCCUUUGGCAUUUUAGGAAUUUUAAAUAGUUUGUUACUCCUCUUGGCGCCUAUGAUUACCUUUCAGAGGGUGAUUAGAAAGAGAUCGACUGAAAUUUUUUCAGGCAUACCAUAUGUUAUUAGUCUGUUCAACUGCUUGUUCUCAGUGUGGUAU